Messenger RNA from Didymella exigua CBS 183.55, 1843 nucleotides. RefSeq names its product ribonuclease H-like protein. The transcript has a single exon. NCBI's taxonomy places the organism in Eukaryota, Fungi, Ascomycota, Dothideomycetes, Pleosporales, Didymellaceae. Gene Ontology annotation, biological process: rRNA processing; ribosomal large subunit assembly. Gene Ontology annotation, cellular component: nucleus. The record is from RefSeq and is a predicted model, not a curated record. The coding region runs from base 96 to 1658 and encodes 520 amino acids. Gene Ontology annotation, molecular function: nucleic acid binding; exonuclease activity.
CUCUGCCCACUGUUCGUUUGAAGUACUUUAGCUUCCGCAUACAUAUCUUCGUUGGCUCCCUUUUUGUCUGCUGGCAAACGCCAACCAACUUCGAGAUGUCUUCACAAGCAUCGAGUUCUUGUUCGAAGCCGCAUGGCUGCAAAGACUGUUCUCGCUCUUUUGCUACCCGUUCUGCUUUGCGUGAUCAUCAUCGGUCCACGAGGCAUGGCUUUCAUUGUACUAAGCGUGAGUGCAGCAAGCUUUUUGCUUCAAGUGCUGCGCUUGAAGCUCACCUUACUUCCCCAGCUCAUGCCAGACCAAUCCUUGCGACGACCACAGCGUCUACGAUAAGCGUACGCGUGGAUACAGCGCCAGCACCUACACAGGACAGCCCAUCGCAACUGAGUGGACGGCCAUUUCCUUGCACUGUAUCAGGACGUUCAAAAAUAUUCAAGACUCAAGAACCUCGAGCGCCGCAUCAGUACAUAGCACCGCAUAGGAGGACACACACAGUGCCGACAACACAGGCUGUGUUGAGGACCAUGGCGCAAACUGGACAACAUCCAGCAACUGUUACCUCAGGUGACAGGAAUCAGAGUGGCUCCAACAUAUCAUACAAUGCACUUGGAAUAGAAACCAUAUUACAGCAACUUGCUGUUGCGGACCCUGUGCUGCACAGUGCGAAUAGCGUCGAGUGCCUGGUGGAGCCUGUCAACACACUAAAGCCUGCGCGGUCGUCAGUCUCCAAUAUCGCUAAAGCUCCUGUGCGCGUUCCCCUAUUCCGUUGGGAUACUCGAUGGUCAAAGAUCCCCUCUACCGAUUACGGGCUUACCGUGAACGCACUCAGAGCUGUCGUGACAACACCUGAGAGCCGGUACUUGACCGGUGUAGACAAGUCGUUUUGGACCCCAGACCACAAGCAAGCACCUCCCCACGACUGGAAUGAACCCAAGCGACAAGUCAUUGUCCUCGAUUGCGAGAUGGUCGGCAUUGGUCUCAAGGGUACAACCUCAGAGCUUGCUCGUCUCUCAGCUGUCGACUUCCUCACUGGCGAGCUCUUAAUCGAUGCACUUGUCGAACCAGUCUUCCAAGUGACUGAUAUGCGCACAAAAUGGAGUGGCAUCAAGCCGGAGGCCAUGGAAGCCGCAAUGGUAUCUGGAAGUGCAUUGAAAGGCUCGACCGCAGCGCGGACGGAUAUGUUCAAUCACAUGGACUCUCAAACAAUCCUGGUUGGUCAUUCUAUCCAGUACGAUCUCGCAGCCUUGGGCAUCCGCCAUGGUGUGACAGUGGAUUCUGCUACGCUCGCUGAGGCAGCUGUAGGCAAAGAGGUCAAACGAAGAUGGGGCUUGAAGACUUUGUGCAAGGAGCUUCUCGGGAUCACUAUCCAAGACAACGGGAAAAAUGGUCACGACUCCAUCGAAGAUACUUUGGCGACUAGAGAGGUAGUGCUAUGGUGCUUGAAUCACCAGAAAGAGUUGAAAGCUUGGGGAGAUAAGAAGAGAAAGGAAAAUCAGUCGAAGCGAAAAGAGAACAACAAAUGGGCACAAAGGAGAAGGAACACAGUUAUCCCGCAGAGGUUUUACGGUGGUGAUACAGACGACUACGAAUUCCACAAUCUUAACACGAGGGAACUCAACGAUUUGUGCGGAUACCCUGACUGGUACGACAAUUGGGACUAGGGAAUAAAUCUGAAUUGGUUCUUAGUCGCAAUACACUUAUGGCUGAGCUACCGGAAUAUCUACAGACUAUCUCUCCGUACCAGCGACGUCGCUAUCUAUCUUGUGACAUGUAGCAAAAAGUGCCUACUUUGGAGUUAUCGACCAAGUCAGGUAGUUUUCUGUACUCAGUAGCCAUUUCUCAGUGC